AUGUCCGAGGAAGCCAUUUUCGUGGCCAUUGGCAUUGCCUGUGUGGUGGCUGUCCUCCUGUUCAUCGUUUUCACCAUCUACUGCACGAGGCAGAGGAGAGCCCGGGAGGAAAGACAUAGGAGGCAUUUGAUGAGAGCCAAUAUAGUUCAACCCCCACCUUACGAUUCAAACCGACGAAAUGUGAUCCCUAUAAAUCGAGCCGUAAUACCUUUUAGCCCGCCACCGGAAUACAAGGAGCUGGCAACGCCACUGGCAACGCACAGGAACCCGACACGUUAUGGAGAAACAAACUAUGUCUCACCCAACGGUAAUUCUGUUACCACCGGCAACAGCAGAACAGACAACAUUAAUCACAACAAUCGCAAUUACAUUAACAGAAACACAAUCACAACAACAAGAAAUGGCCAUGUCAGUAGCAUUACCCACAUUCAGCCACAAAAUGUUGCUACAGAUGGCCGGGAUCUGAUGUCGCGAUCUUCCAGUAGUUAUUCUGAUAAUAGUCAGUAUUCUUACAAAAGAAACAGGCAAGUGAGUUCUGUUAAUGAGAGACAGAGACAUGCUCACACAGUGAUCACACAGGAACUCAGUGCAGCCGCACUCAUGCGACAGCAGAAUGCUAACAUAAGCCUGUCAGUAAACACAGUCAGUUCAGCAAAACCAGGCGACAAUCGUGUACAUAAAUCUUACAGUCGUAACACUGCAAACAGUUUCAGCAACUCCACAAAUAACCACAACUAUAACGGUUUACUGAGUGCUGGAAGAAACCCACACCAAACAGAAAGAAAUACUGCCAGUGAAGUCCAAGCGGACAGAAGUAACAGUUCGCGGUAUGUACCCUCUAGGAUUACACCGACUGCACAGACUCCAAGAAACUUCCGUGAUGUGAAUUUUGUUACAAUUACUCCGGUGCACAACUCAAACAGAGGGUUGCCCACUAGAGAUGGCGCAACAAGGCAAAAUACAGACUAUGUCAGUAAAAGUGACCGGAUUUCGGGAUUGAAAGAACUCUCUCUAAUUUAA
Molecule: messenger RNA, 1020 nt
Organism: Candidula unifasciata
Lineage: Eukaryota; Metazoa; Mollusca; Gastropoda; Stylommatophora; Geomitridae
Source: the annotation of a GenBank genome assembly